Triticum aestivum (bread wheat) is the source of this 2051-nucleotide messenger RNA. RefSeq names its product dihydrofolate synthetase. Gene Ontology annotation, cellular component: cytoplasm. NCBI's taxonomy places the organism in Eukaryota, Viridiplantae, Streptophyta, Magnoliopsida, Poales, Poaceae. The record is from RefSeq and is a predicted model, not a curated record. Gene Ontology annotation, biological process: folic acid-containing compound biosynthetic process. Gene Ontology annotation, molecular function: tetrahydrofolylpolyglutamate synthase activity; ATP binding; dihydrofolate synthase activity.
UCCGCUGGUCUGGCGGCCUACUUCGGGCGAGCAGCAGCCGCCGCCGCGGCGUAUCCGCGAUGGCCCGAGGAGGCGAAGAGGCGCAGCUCGGGGGGUUCCUCGAGUACAUGGACAUGCUCCGCAACUACGAGCGCUCCGGCGUGCCGCGCGGCGCCGGCACCGACUCCGACGACGGCUUCGACCUCGGCCGCAUGCGCCGCCUCCUCCGCCGCCUCGGCGACCCCCACACCCACUACCCGUCUGUCCAUAUCGCCGGCACCAAGGGGAAAGGUUCGACGGCCGCGUUCCUGUCCAAUAUCAUGAGGGAGCAAGGAUACCGUGUGGGCUGCUAUUCCAGUCCACACCUUCUAACAAUCCGAGAGCGCAUUUCUGUUGGGCAACAUGGAGGCCCUGUUUCAGCUGCGUCGUUGAGGGAUCUUUUCGAUCUGGCCAAGGAAUCUAUUGAUGAAUCAAUCGAAUCAGAAAAUGGAUCCCUGACACACUUUGAGGUUUUUACUGCUCUUUCAUUUCUCCUAUUCUCACGAGAAAAUGUUGAUGUUGCCAUUGUCGAAGCAGGCCUUGGGGGAGCUAGAGAUGCCACAAAUGUCAUACGAAAUAGUGAACUAGCUGCAGCAGUCAUAACAACAGUUGGGAAAGAACAUUUGGCUGCUUUGGGUGGUUCCCUCCAAAGCAUAGCAGUGGCAAAGUCUGGAAUUAUCAAGGAAGGACGACCAGUUGUCAUUGGUGGUCCAUUUUCAACAGACAUCGAGCAAAUAAUUCGGGAUAGAGCAUUCUUGACACAAUCUCCUGUCAUAUCUGCUUGUGAUACUGGCAUCAGGAGCAUCACAAGAGGCAUUGGACGAGACUAUGCAAAGCCUUAUCAAAGCUGUGACAUUUUCGUGAAGAUUUCAGGCGAUAUGCCAUUGUAUGUGGAAUUGCAUGAUGUAAAACUCCAGCUGCUGGGAGACCAUCAGCGUCAGAAUGCUGUCACGGCUUGUUGCACAGCUCUAUGUCUCCGUGAGCUAGGAUGGAAUGUAUCCGAUGCAUCUAUCCGAGCUGGUUUAGAGAAGACGCAACUGCCGGGGAGAAGCCAAUUCCUGACACAAGAUGAAGCCUCGGUCCUUGGGCUCGACGGAGCAUCCGCCAUUCUAAUCGACGGAGCCCAUACCGAGGCGUCCGCAAAGGCACUGUCAGACGUGAUAAAAACCGUCGAACCCGAAGGGCCUGUGGCCCUCAUCGUCGGAAUGGCCAGCGACAAAGAGCACCUCGCAUUCGCUGCGCAACUUCUCUCAGGCAGAAGGCCCGACGUGGUGCUGCUGACGGAGACGGGGAUCGCGGGAGGGACCGCUCGCUCCAUGCCGGCCUCGUCGCUGAGAGACAUCUGGACGGGCGCCGCGCUCGGCCAGGGCAUCGAGUGUGCGGGCAUCGGGGCCAACCCCGGCGACGAAGCCCCAACCGUAAACAUCGACCACCUGGCUCCCGCCGCCGGCACAGGCAAGCCCGCGCCGAUGCUGAUCGGGUGCGGAGCCGCGCCGUUCUCGCGCGACCUGAUCAAGGCCGCCUCCCGGCUGCUGCGCCGGGCAGACGGAGGCGGCGGCGCUGCCCGGGGUGGCCUCAUCUGCGUCACCGGCUCCAUGCAUAUGGUCGCGGCGGUGCUGCAGCAGCUUGAGCAGUAGCUCCCCAAUCCCCAUCAGUUACAGUCCACCAGUACAGCGCAUUACAUGGUUUGGAAUCGAUGGGAUUAAGCAGUGAUGUUAACUUUCAUAAAGCUACCAAGAAAGCGUCGAUGCGCCGUGCAUGUCCUUUUCUUGGUUGUCUACUUGUGAGAGCGACAAGUCCUUGGCCUUGUUCGCACUCACACCCUAGUAGUUGACCUCGGUCGACUUUACAAAGUUGUUCUUUUUAAACAAUUAUUAAUUAAUUUUUAUACUGUUCUAAUAGUUUAUUCAUCUACUAGAGAAAUGUUUCGGUUCAUGGAGGAAAAUCUGAUUUCUUAAUUGUACAAUUUUGUUCAAACGGAUGCAGGAAAAAUUCACUGUGAUGUAAUAAUAUUUGGUCAUCUGAUGGGGAAA